AUGACUAGCGAAAAGAGGUCCAGUGAAGGCGAUAGCGAAUCGUUAAAGAGACAAGAUGUGUCCGUAUCGAAAGGUGUGGCCCAUUUGAAACCAGAGUUUAUUGUAUACACUCAAGAGGUCGUCAGACCUAUAGUUUAUGAUGAAGAGCCUUCUUCAGAUCGUAUGUUGAACGAUAUUGGGUCUAACGAUAGUGGAAAAAAGCGUAAGAACAAGAAGAAGGGUCAGAAUAAGAACAGAGAUAAUCGUCAAGUUAAAGAAAUUAAUGCGCUAUGUCCUCGUUACAUCCAAGGCUCAGAAUCAGGUGAAAUUUGCAGUUUUGGUGAUCAAUGCAGGUUUGUGCACGAUAUCCCACUUUACCUUUCGACGAAGAAGCCUGAGAUCGAGUCGGAGAUCUUUGUAGAGUGUCCAGUUUACAAAUCCUUAGGUCGUUGUCCCAUGGGAUUCAAAUGUCGAUUCCUAUCAUCACAUAUGGAGGACUCAAAACUGAGGAAGGAAGAGUCUGAGUUGUGCUCGAAGUUGUGGGAAUUGAAUCAUGAGGUGAACCACAUCGAUGGUUCUGCUAAGCUUGAUCUUGUGAAGAGACGUUUCCCAUUUUCGAAGAGUGAGGAAGUCUUAGAGAUCAUCGAUGCGAUUCAGCAGGAGCACCGUGAUUUCACCGCUUCAAAAGAGGCGACAAAGAUAGAUGAGGAUAAGGCUCCACAAGUAGUUCAACGCGAGAAAGAGUUGCAAGCCAAGAGAGAGCGUCAGAGGGAUUUGUACAACAAGUACAAAGAUACUAGAUAUUUUGCAGGGGAAAAGAAGGCUUUGGAUCUGCACCGUAAGAAGAUCGUUUCGCCAUUGACCACCGUCGGUAACUUACCGUAUCGACGUUUGAUGCGCAAAUUGGGAGCCGAUGUCACAUAUUCCGAGAUGGCACUCAGCGUGCCACUAAUCCAAGGUACCAACUCCGAAUGGGCGUUGCCCAAAGCGCAUGUGAGCGAAUACCCCGGCUAUGGUGUUCAAAUAGCCUGUUCAAAAGCUUGGCAAGCUGCCAAGGCCGCCGAAGCGCUGGCUGAGCACUCAAGCGGUCACAUCAGUGAGAUCAAUUUGAACUCUGGGUGUCCGAUCGACUUAUUGUACAGACAAGGUUCCGGUAGUGCAUUGUUGGACAACCCUGCACGGAUGAUCCGCUGCCUCAACGCUAUGAAUUACGUCUCUGGGGAAAUCCCAGUGACUGUCAAGAUCCGUACAGGCACAAAAGAUGAACAUCCAAUCGCUGAAGGGCUAGUGAAAAGACUAGUCAACGAGACCGAUGUAGCCGCGAUCACCUUACAUGGGCGUUCAAGACAACAACGUUACACCAAGCUAGCCGACUGGGACUACAUUUCAAAAGUCGCAACCACUUUACGCCAGUGCGAAGAGGAAGCUGAACGUGAACGUAGGAUCCAGUUUGUAGGCAACGGUGAUGUAAACAACUUCGAGGAUUGGUACGCACAUGUGAAUUCUAAUGAGGCGAUCGAUAGUGUAAUGGUUGCCCGUGGAGCACUGAUCAAGCCUUGGAUUUUCGAAGAAGUGGACGCACAACAGCAUCUGGACAAGACAAGUAGUGAAAGAUUGGAUAUCCUCAAGGAUUACGCGCAGUUCGCAAUGGAACAUUGGGGCACAGAUGAAUACGGUAUUUCACAAUGCCGUAGAUUCUUCUGUGAAUUCAUGUCUUUCUUCCAUCGCUAUAUACCGAUGGGCAUAUGUGAGCGUUUUCCCGUAGCGCUAAACGAAAGACCACCAAACUGGCGCGGUCGUGAUGAGUUGGAAACCCAAUUGGGGAGCACAAACGUCGAAGAUUGGAUCAAGCUAAGUGAGUUGUUCUUUGGCAAAACUGAUGAAAACUUUGUAUUCAUGCCCAAGCAUAAAAGCAACUCAUAUACGAAUACAUAG
Messenger RNA from Torulaspora delbrueckii, 1914 nucleotides. It is a transcript of the gene DUS3, whose product is annotated as tRNA dihydrouridine synthase DUS3. Gene Ontology annotation, molecular function: flavin adenine dinucleotide binding; metal ion binding; RNA binding. The coding region runs from base 1 to 1914 and encodes 637 amino acids. The record is from RefSeq and is a predicted model, not a curated record. The transcript has a single exon. Gene Ontology annotation, biological process: tRNA processing. Lineage: Eukaryota; Fungi; Ascomycota; Saccharomycetes; Saccharomycetales; Saccharomycetaceae.